Euleptes europaea (tarantolino) is the source of this 654-nucleotide messenger RNA. RefSeq names its product brain acid soluble protein 1-like. The record is from RefSeq and is a predicted model, not a curated record. The transcript has a single exon. NCBI's taxonomy places the organism in Eukaryota, Metazoa, Chordata, Lepidosauria, Squamata, Sphaerodactylidae. Bases 1 to 654 code for a protein of 217 amino acids.
AUGCUCAAACCAUGCAACCUUCCCGGCUCCGAAAGGGGCGCCUCCAGAGAGCGGCCGAUCCCCGACCCACCCCGACCCACCCCGGCCGGCCAGCCAGCCCCCCUCGCCUCCCGGAGCGCACGCUGGGGCUCCCGGCGCCGGAGCCGCCCUCGCCCCGCCCGGGCUCUCUGCUCCGGCUCGGUGCCGCUCGCGUCGGCCGGCGAGGAGGGGACGGAGGCGGGGAGGAGCCCGGAGGAGGAGCCGGGGGGCCGGAGGCGUGGCGGGCGCGCGGAGCCGGUGGAGGCGGAGGCGCCUUGCCGGCCGGGGCAUGGGGCGGCGGCGGCGGCGGCAGCGCGGGGACUGAAGCCCGCCGGCAUGAUCCCGCCCGGCGGCGCGGCGGAGGGCAGCGGGGAGAAGGAGGAGGGCGGCCCCCAGACCCCCCAGCAGCCCGCCUCCCCCGCCAGCCAGGAGUCCAAGGUACCCACCCCCCCGCCCCCCUGGACGCGCUGGGCUUUCUGGGCUCGUGGGAAGGGGGUGACCCGCGGCGAGGAGGCGAGCGGCCCCUGCCCGGCUCUCGCCCGGGCGCUUGGUGGCUGCGGACGGGCGUCCGGCGGCGCGGCGCCGGCCGUCUUCGAUGGCUCGGGAGUUUGGGGAAGAACCUGGGAAGGGACCUAG